GGGGGGGUGUGUUUGUAAAAGACGAACAACGUCAACACUGAAGUCCGCGUCUUCCGCUAUUUUUCGCGCGCUUCGUCUGUCUAUCAGAAGUUAAGUAUUUCUAGGUCAAAACGUGUGCAUUUCAAACACAAUGUUUCAUUACAUUUUUCGGUUGAUUUGCUUUACUUUUAACCUUGCAAAAGGAUAUUAAUUUCGAAAAUUCUGUAUUGAUUUAUAAUUAGGGUAUUUUUAUUCAUAAAUUUCCGUUGGUUAUCAGUUCACAUUCUUUCCAAUACCAUGUCGUUUGUAUUCUACAAAUAUUUUUCCCCUCAUUUUGUGUUGCAACAAUGCCUUUCAGUUCCCUUUCAAAUUGGGUAAUUUUUUUUUAGAACUCUUUCCCCGUGGCAUGUGGACGUUCUGAAAGAUACGUGGUUAUAUUCCUGGUUGCCAAAUUAGGCACUAAAGCAUUAAAGGUAUUGCACAGGAGGGAGCACUAUGAAAACCUUCCUGAACGCAAAUGAACGUGGUGGUGGUUAGAGAUGCACAUCACGGGUGAGGGAGCGGUGCUAAAUGGGCGCGUUGUGCCCGCGCGCGCACGGGCGUGGGGAGGGCAGAAGCAGGGCCCGUGUUGGCUGAAAACACGCGGCCAUCGUGUAUGUGUGGAAGGGCAUCGCGCCAGCUCGGACGCGUGCUGCGUGUGUUCAGGGUCGGCCCGCUCUUCGCUGCUCGAUAUAGCCCGGUCGCCCUUCCGCCCGUCUUGCGCGCAUGCGCCUGGGCGAGUCCAUCUCGGGAGGAAGCAGGCCUUCCAUGUUGAUCUACGAAGUAACGUAACUUUUAAUACGGCACGCUCUCGCCCGAGGAGAGGCAUUAUGCGUAUUAUAAACAUUUACUGUUUCCACGUAAAGCUUAACUUGGCCAUAUUGAACUUUGCUACAAACCACCGUCAAAAUGGUUGGGCCACCACUUUUAAGUUCCAUGGUUACACAUUGGACCGACCUAAAGAUUGAAAGUCUUGUACGUGGAGACAAUUUAGAAUUGAAUGCACCAGCAAAAACUUCCUGGCGGUUACAGUAUCAGCCCUGCCAAAACCACCUACGUUCUGCAUUACGAUCAGCGCAUAGAGUACUAGAACAAGAUAGAGCACGAAACUGGUUUGUGAAAAGAAACUGCAUAAAGAUUAUAUUAUGUAUGGUAAUCGUGCAGAUGACGAUGAGGAACUCUCGUAUUGAGAGUAUCGCUAUGGCGGGGUCAACAGCCACUUGAAGAGACGAGACACGAAAUGGAAGAUGGAGCAGUGACUGACUGUGUAGCAACAAAUUGUUCAGAUAGCCAGAAACUGAGCCUCUUAAAAUUUUAUCUGAUCACAGAAAUGUCGGUAUUUAGCGGUGUUUCAGAUUGUUGGGCAAGUACAUUACUGACAAUGGAAAAUUAUUAAGUAUUGAACAAAAUAUGUUGGAUCCAAAAUGUGGACAUUUAUUCCAUAGUUCGAGAUGAUGAACAGGGCCAGGUAUAAUAUAGGACAAGUUCCAAAGACGUGACGGUAAUGGCAUGUGUAAUGGAAGAGUUCUACUUAAUUAUUUCAUAUUUUAAAUUUAGAUUUAAGUAACUAUGUAGGUUUUGUUGUAACUUAUUGAGUAAUCGUCCUUGAGGAAGUUGUAUAUAAUCUAUAAUUAUGCAUUUAAUGAAUAUAUUUUCAAAGGAAUGGUAUCUAUUUGACUAGACGUGGAACACUAUACAAAUGGUAGAUUUUCAUUGGAAUAGUUGAAAAAUGAAGAUACGUUUGCUUGGAUUAACAUGUAAUAGCAUCUUACAGUCCACUGAACUCUGUGUGCACUGAAAACCCUAAAAGCACAACUAUCACGUGACUGCAUUGAAGGAGUACUGUUUGUACUAUAAUCUGGGGAACAAGAAGUGCCGAAAGUGGAAUAUUGUUUGUUUACUAAAAAAUGUACAGAAGUGAAACAUCUAACCUAUUCAUCACUUUGAUGACGAACAUCUUGAAAAUAUUUUAUUUUAUUUAUUGUUUUAACUUCUGUUUGUUUUAAAACCCACGCUAUACUCUCGUUGUCUUCUAAACUUUAAUUAGAAGAUGCUAAGAACUGAAGAACAGCUAAUAAUUUCUUAUUAUUUACUUUCAUGUUGCCCUGAAUAACAGCACCUACUCUGGAGUCAGUGCGGGAAUCGGCACGCUCUGAAAACGGCUUAGUGCAGUCAUUGGAAGACGCUAUUAAAGUGUCGUUCGCCCUUGACGAUUGCGUAGCGCGGUUUUUGUUCCCAGGGAGGCCUCGGGCGAAUCCCCGCUUCCCUCUCAUCUGGCGUGGAGAAAGGUAACGUUCUCAAACUGGUGCGUCGGCAUUGGUUUGCCAUUGACAGGGAUUACAGGCGCCUACCCCAAGGCCGGAUAUUAAUUUCACCGCCGUAUAUGGAAAACGGUCGUGCUAGUUAUAAACACGUUCCUUAUAAGACUGCCUUGGCGCUUUUCUCGAUGAGUCACGGCGCCUGAGAAGCGAGAUCUGGCUCUGGCGUUCUGAACCUACCUCACGACCACACUGCAAAAAAAUACAUUCUCUUAUAGUAUUCUUUUUACUUUUUUUUAACUGUCACUUUGCGUUGUCCGUCAGUUUUUUUAUCGUUACAUUAGUUUUCGUUUCGUGAGUGCUUGCGGCAAGCGUGCAACCUUUUUAAAACUUAGUCGUGUUGAUGUUUAGAUUCGUAAUCAUGAAAGGCAAUGUAUGGCAUACUAGUGAGGGUAUUUUUAUAUUUGAAAUUUAUAUAUUCCAGUUUGAAUAAUUAGUUACGGCCAAAUAAAAUAAAAAUAUCGUUAAAGUGUUAUGUUAAUGAUCAUAAGUUAGUGAGCAUCAUAACUGUUAACUGCAAAUAUUUUUCUGUUUUAACAAAAUCUUGUGAAAUAUUGUGUUAACUUUGUUCUUGUUCUCAAGAUAUCAACGUUGCUUUGUCAACGUAAUGUUCAGGAUGUGAAACGUCUCAAUGCAUUUUUUUCGGAAGUAAUUUUCUCAUGUUUUCACAUCAUCCAUCAUUAAACCCGGCCAAGCAUUGUAUUACAGCUGUACAACAUUGUCAUACAACGUACACUUACCAUGAUAAUAACAAAACUAGUGUUACCUAAUUGUACUUAACAUACUAGAAGUCAGAAACUUGCAUUUAUUUAUGCUGCUAUUUAAAACAAUAAAAUAAACAGCUACUGCGUUAUCAGUUCACAAGUACAUGAUAGACAAAAACACUACUUAAAUUAUGUUUUAUAUUUGUGCUUCAUAGGAAGAUAAAACAAAAUGCGUCCUCCAAAGGAAGCUUCGCCACUGGGCGUGGGUAUAGACUUUUUUUUCUCAAAGCGGAAAUGGUAGGUGGUGGCGGAAGUUGACUCGAUUCCGCUCACCGUUGAAGGCUCUAGCUAAAUGCUUCGCGUCAGCAAACUCUGAAGAUGCUGAACUUUUCAGAUCACACGUGUGCGUGACUAAAUCCCCUAACGCGGCUCUGUUUUUAUUCUACUAGUCACUUCAACUUCUACAUACCUUUAUUCCCAAAGGAUUUAUUACUACUGCUGGUCUACGGUCUUAACCUGAGUUGUAUUAGCACUAAUAUUCAAAGUUUUUAUUCUUGUCAUGUUACAUUAUUUACGUUAUCAUGGCUAUAGUGGACUUUUAAAGGAUAAUUCGUUUUGGCAAGCGCGGUAUCAUAAAUUGGGCUACCCUUGGCAGGCGAUGCGACCAGCUUGACACGUCACUGUUGUGUGCACGGCCUCGAUCUAGCGACGCGAGCGGUUUGUAAUAAUUUGGUUGGUUUUUACGUAACUAACGAGUAGAUGAUGGCCGCACGGCUACUGCGUUGCGCAUUCUUUUUCCCGCGGGACUCGAUCUGGUAUUUUUAGUCCGGCCAGCAUUUGGCAGGGGAGGGCCAGCGUUAGCCAAGAAGUAUCUUUAGUUGCAUCCCUGGGCGCGCUGUUGCCGCAUCGCGGCAGUAGCUCGUGAGGGAGGUCGGGGCUGCGAUGUCGUCGACGGAGGGAACAGCCCCGUGAAAGAGGUAUGGCGCCGUCAUCUCCGUGACAGCGGCGCCACGCAGCAGCGGGAAGGGAACGGACACGGGCACACCGCGGCGGGUGACACAUGACAACGCGCGACGCUCGCUCACCUGCCGAGGGCAAGUCUGCGCGGGUGCGCGGCAGUGGUCCCGCCAUGUCCGCGCCGACCGCCCCAGCGCGCCGCGUGCGCUACUCGCGCUCCUCCACCACCGUCACGCAGAUGCUGAGCGACUCGUGCUCCAGCCUGCUGCACCGCAUCGCCACGAGGGUGCGCGGCCCGUCGGCGGCCGCGGAGAACGGGGCGCUCGGCGCCACCAGGUCUCGCCUCGAGGACAAGUACUCGGCCGUGCUGGACCGCCGGCGCGAGGAGCCGGCCGCGCCGCGCAGGAGACACAGGGACCACGAUCACGACCGCGAGCGCGAUGACUCGUACGCGUCGGCCAUCGAGAGGUACGAGAGGCGGCGCGAGCAGAAGGUCAAAGACAAGGAGAACGUGGUGUCGCGGGAGAAGGAGGAUAGGUACUCCAUGAUCCUGGACAAGUACGGCCGCCGACAUCGAGAGAAGGAUGUGGAAGGUAACUUUGUGGAGGAUGAUGGUCACGCUGCCUUUCUGGGUGGGUAUGCUGUGGGGAAGCACAAAAACAAAGAAAAGGAGUUGGAGAAAGAGAGCAAGUAUGCUACGCUGAUGAAAAAAUACGGUCGCCAGGAAAUGAAACAUAAGGACCAAACUGCAUCGGAUACUGACAAAGAUGAUGUUUAUGCUUCUUUGCUGGAAAAGUACGGACAGAGGCACCAUCAUGGCCGGAGUAAGAACAAGGAGUUGUUAUCUCCACAGCCCUUGGCCAAAAGUGCGACCACUGCAAAUAUUCUUGCGGAGAAAGCAUACCCGUACGUUGUUCCUGUAGUAACUCCACGUGAAAAAACACCGUUCAGGCACGGAGAGCGUAGAACAUCUCACCGGUCUCGUCACAAGUCAGGGCAGAUGGAACCAAAGAUUCAUCGAUCGUCCCUCCGGAUUGGUAAGAGUGAACAAGGAAUGUUGCGGCUGUGCCCAGUGGAGAUAGAUCCUGCUGUCCUCGGAGAGAAUGUUGUCCAGCAACAGUACCCACCCGACCCCGUCAGUGAAAGGGAAGCAAAGCGCAAAGAAAUCAAGAGCCUUAUUCUCAAGUACUCUGCUCUUGAUGAGGCGUAUAACAGAGCUUGUGAGUCAACUCGUGUUCCAUCUCCUAAAGAAUCUUCAUCAUUGGUAAUACCAACUAUCGCAAGCAAAUACCAACACAAAUUUGCUACUCGACUUACAGGAGCCAGCUCUCGAGCCCCCUCAGUGGAAGACGACGAAGAUGGACACCUCAUUUAUCGACAUGGCGACGUUCUGCGAGAGAGAUAUAAGAUUCUAGCCACUUUGGGCGAAGGUACAUUUGGAAAAGUCGUCAAAGUUAAAGAUAUGGAUGUGGAUCGAGUGAUGGCACUUAAAAUUAUCAAGAAUGUGGAAAAAUACCGGGAAGCUGCCAAGCUGGAAAUAAAUGCUUUGGAGAAAAUUGCACAGAAGGAUCCAGAAGGCAGGCAUUUGUGUGUCAAGAUGAUUGACUGGUUUGACUAUCAUGGACACAUAUGCAUAGCAUUUGAAAUGCUGGGGCUCAGCGUGUUUGACUUCUUGAAGGACAACAAUUACCAGCCUUACCCGCUGGAGGCGGUGCGGCACAUAGCUUAUCAGCUUUGUUACUCAGUGAAGUUUCUGCACGACAACAAACUGACCCACACUGAUCUGAAGCCAGAAAAUAUUCUCUUUGUUGAUUCGGACUUCGACAUCAUCUACAAUAAUAAGAGGUAUUCCUUCCAGAAGCGUGAUAUCAGGCGGAUUAAAAGAACGGACGUGCGGUUGAUCGACUUCGGCAGUGCCACUUUCGAUGAUGAACACCACAGUACCAUAGUGUCUACAAGGCACUACAGAGCUCCUGAGGUUAUCUUAGAACUGGGUUGGUCUCAGCCGUGUGAUGUGUGGUCAAUUGGAUGCAUUGUUUUUGAGCUCUACUUGGGCAUUACUUUGUUCCAAACCCAUGACAAUCGAGAACAUCUGGCAAUGAUGGAGAGAAUUCUUGGACCGAUUCCUUACAGGAUGGCAAGAAAAACUAAAACAAAAUAUUUUUACCAUGGGAAGCUGGACUGGGAUGAGAAGAGUUCAGCAGGGCGUUACGUGCGAGAGAACUGCAAGCCAUUGCACCGAUACCAAGCAUCAGACGACCAGGAUCACCGCAACUUGUUCGACUUGAUAGCGAGAAUGCUGGAGUACGAACCGACAAGCCGUAUUCCACUGUCUGAAGCUCUGCGACAUCCGUUCUUCGACAAGAUCCCCCACCACCAGCGACUAGGGGAGUACAGGGGGUCCAGCGAGGAUAGUCGGGAGCGCAGCCACUCUCUCUCGCGGUUACAGUCGUUGGAUGGGUACAGCAACGUGCGCUGACACUUCAAGACUUUGCUGAUGAGUGACAGCUUGCGUGCGGCAGCUGCUGGCAGUCAGCAGAUUGUGUACAGAAUUAAGACUAUUCAGCUGUUCAUUGUUUUGCGGCCCAUUUCUUAUAGACAGACAUUUUUAAAGAAAGUGAUCUGUUUACGAAGUAUUUUGAAGACAGUGCGUACAGUUGAAUUAUGCUCAAAACAAAGUGCGCAACAGGAUAUGUAGGUACAUGUGCCGGCAAGACUGUGGAGAUGUUUUAGGCUGAUGGACGUAUUUGCGGCUCGACAAGUUUCGCUACAAGGGCAUUCAUACUAAGCUGCUUUUUGAUGUGGGAUUGCAGUCAGGUGUGAUUGUUGGUAGUCCAGUGAUCUUAAAUAAAUAUCAAUUUAGUUUUGUUACGCGAGUGUAGAUAUUUCUGUUAAGCAGUUUCUUGCAAAUUGUACUUUGUGUUUCUAAGUUAAUUGUGAUUAAAUUGUAAAUAAAUAAAUAAUUCUCAGUGUUCACAUACUUAAAA
Bacillus rossius redtenbacheri is the source of this 6984-nucleotide messenger RNA. RefSeq names its product serine/threonine-protein kinase Doa (gene Doa). Gene Ontology annotation, biological process: regulation of RNA splicing; protein phosphorylation. Lineage: Eukaryota; Metazoa; Arthropoda; Insecta; Phasmatodea; Bacillidae. Gene Ontology annotation, molecular function: protein serine/threonine kinase activity; ATP binding. The record is from RefSeq and is a predicted model, not a curated record. The coding region runs from base 4101 to 6476 and encodes 791 amino acids. Gene Ontology annotation, cellular component: nucleus. The transcript is spliced from 11 exons.